UGCGGUUAUGGACUCAGGCUACCAAACAGCCGAACAGGCCUUCAGUCUCUUAUCCACCGUCCUCGACAUUGUCGUCACUUCCGUCAUUCCGUGCCGCGUCUGAGUCUGACUCUGAGCAGCGAUCGCCUCGGAUUCUCGGUGACUACGUCUUCGUCAUCUCCUCGAGCUUGAACGGUGGUGGACGAUUGUGUGUGUGCUGUGCCUGACGGAGUGCCCCUGCGUCGUUCUCUUCUCCUUCCAGAUUCGUCACUCCUUCCUCAAGCAUCUGAUCUCUCUCAAUCUCGCAUCUUCUUACCCCGUUUACUUUAGUUGCAGUCACUCUGAGUCUCGGUUUCCCGAAGAGAGGCCCUUGGUCUCCGGAAGAAGAUGCUAAUCUCAGGACUUACGUUGAAGCUCAUGGCAUUGGUGCCUUGACCAACCAGACACCACGAGCGCUCCAGACUGGCGAUGCAAGCAAGAAUUUGACCGGUGAUCGCGAUGAGAUUGGGAGUACUGGGCUUAAUGGUGUGAUUGAUGACAGAGAACCAAGGGGCACGUUUGAUAACACAGGGUCGAAGACUUCAACUUUCUUCCCUGGAACAACAUUAGCAUCUAAGGUGGUAGCUAAUAACUAGGGACAAUGGGUAUCUUUGUGAAGAUCAAAGAAAUUGAGGCCAAGAUGGCUCGAACCCCAAAAAAUUGAGCCACGGAAUAUCAUCCUCAAGGCAAAGAUAGCCAUGUUGGAGCCGCCAAAGGAGUGUAUGUUGUUGUUGUACAUGAGUGAUGGGCAUUUGUUUGAAUGAGAAGUUGUCCAAAUCCAAUAAUAUUUUCUGACGGUGCUUUUGCUAGAAUAAGCGGGACAAUUAUGUUGAGUGCUGGAAUAAGCUCUAGAAGAAACAUGUUCUAAUUCCAAAAUGGCCAUGCGCUCAUUCUCCUCUAAGCAUAGAAUCUUGUGGUCUUUCUUUCAACAUAAACCCUAUUGUUAUCACUUUUCCUCUUUCACCUCAUCAUCAGAUCUUGUGAGUGAGAUUUCUCGUGUGCUUAGUGACCAUCGAGAUCCCCACCAUGAUUUGGAGCACUCUCUGUACCCGUUUUCAACUCAAAUAUCCACAAAUUUAGUUGAGCAAGUCCUGAAACGGUGCAAGAAUCUUUGCUUCUCAUCUCAUAGAUUCUUUAUUUGGGCUAAGUCGAUUCCAGAUUUUCAACCCAGUGUUGAGAGCUACCACAUUUUGGUGGAAAUCUUAGGAGCAGGAAAGCAGUUUGCCAUGCUAUGGGACUUCCUCACCGAAAUCAGAGAGACCUGUUGCUGUGAAAUUAGGAGUGAACUUUUCUGGCUCGUUUUUGGAGCAUACAGCCGUGCUAAUUUGCCAGGUGGUGCAAUACGGGCUUUCAUUAGAAUGGAAGAAUUUGGAGUUAAGCCAAACAUUCAUGAUCUUGAUAAGCUUUUAUUUAUUUUAUGUAAGAAGAAACAGGUCAAACAUGCUCAAAAGUUUUUUGAUGAAGCUAAGGAUAGGUUCAAGUUAAAUGCUAAAUCUUACAGCAUUUUAAUAAAGGGAUGGGGUGAAAUUGGUGAUGCCAAGAAGGCACUCGAAUUGUUUGAUGAAAUGGUUGGGGAAGGUUGUCCUGUGGAUUUGCUUGCUUAUAAUAAUUUGUUAGAGGCACUUUGCAAAGGAGGUAAAGUUGAUGAUGCUUCCAAUUUGUUUCAAGUUAUGGUAUCAAAAAGAGUUGAGCCAGAUGCCUAUACUUAUUCAAUAUUCAUUCGUACGUAUUGUGAUAUGAGUGAUUUGCAUUCAGUUUUCAGGGUUCUUGACAGAGUGAAAAGAGCUAACCUCUUGCUAAAUGUGUAUGCAUACAAUCAUAUUAUAAAGAGACUUUGUAAAAUUGAGAAAGUGGAAGAAGCUUAUCAAUUGUUGGAUGAAAUGAUUGCAAGCAGUGUAAAUCCAGAUAUCUGGAGUUAUAAUGCAAUAUUAGCUUAUCAUUGUGAUCAUUGCGAGGUCAACAGGGCUCUUAGGUUGCUGUCCAGAAUGGAAAAAGACAACUGUCUUCCUGACCGUCAUACCUAUAAUAUGGUGCUGAAAUUGUUGAUCAGGACAGGAAGGUUUGAUAGAGCAAAUGAAGUGUGGGAAAAGAUGGUGGAUAGGGAUUUUUAUCCUUCCGUUUCAACAUAUGCUGUCAUGAUUCAUGGAUUUUUAAAGAAGAAGGGUAUGCUUGAGGAGGCCUGUAAGUAUUUUGAGAUGAUGAUUGAUGAAGGAAUUCCACCUUAUGUUAAUACCGUUGAGUUGCUGAGGAAUAGGCUCUUGGGUUUAGGGUUUUUGGAUCACAUUGAAAUACUCACUGAUAAAAUGAGGCAGAGCACUUCAUGCUCAAUCCAAGAAUUAGCAAAUGUUAUGGUUCGCACUAGAGCUCUUCGAAAUUCAAGAUGUGAUGAGACCCACAUAGAAAGUGACUGAAGAAUGAAGUGGCAAGUUGGCAGACAAGGGAAACUAUUAUGGCUAUGAUGCUUUUCAUACUCUGGAGACGCUAAUAGAAGGUUCAAAGAUCAGCAGAGCAGGAACAUUCAAGGAACAUGGAUCUCCAUUGAGCAAUGAUCCAAGAGACUUCUGUCCUUCCAUAAGAAGAGGAUCCAUUGCAUGGGUUGAUUCUGGGCCAGAAUUCUUUUUCAGCCGAAGGAAUAUACUGUGAUUGGUUAUGUUCUAUCUCUGGAUAUGGAAAUUUUGGAGAAAAUAUCUUAACUUUCUACUUAGCGAGGUUUGAGUAACCUGUGUCUUGGAGGUGAAAUUGUUGCUCUCUAGUUAGUCAUGUAUCAUCGCUGACGUAACUGAGUACAAGACGUGGUCUGUUUACUCUGACUCAAUAACUCAGUUAUCCCAGUAUCUAUGGAUGAGUUGACUCUGGUCAAUCUGUUUCUAUGGCCAUUUUUGCUCUUGGAUGAUGAUGUUUGUGUAGACAAGACAACUGAUCCGAGGCAAAGUUGGACGCCUAGAUUCCCACUCGUGCGCUACUGGGGCUAGAAUCAUGUCAAUUUUAUUGAGCAACUUCACUGAGCAUGCUUUAAAGGAUGAUUUGAAUGUGGAUGUACAUCACCUUAACUA
Molecule: messenger RNA, 3071 nt
Organism: Prosopis cineraria
Lineage: Eukaryota; Viridiplantae; Streptophyta; Magnoliopsida; Fabales; Fabaceae
Product: pentatricopeptide repeat-containing protein At1g52640, mitochondrial
Exons: 7
Coding region: 894-2429 (511 amino acids)
Molecular function (GO): protein binding
Source: RefSeq, a predicted model, not a curated record